Cotesia glomerata is the source of this 1332-nucleotide messenger RNA. RefSeq lists its product as uncharacterized. Lineage: Eukaryota; Metazoa; Arthropoda; Insecta; Hymenoptera; Braconidae. Bases 117 to 665 code for a protein of 182 amino acids. The record is from RefSeq and is a predicted model, not a curated record. Gene Ontology annotation, molecular function: RNA binding; ribonuclease T2 activity. The transcript has 2 exons.
UUCCUUCAUUAGAAAAUACAUGGACUAAUUUUGGACCUUGUUUUGUUGAAAUCGAAUUACUCAACGAUCACUCCAAAUAUUUAUCCGAAGCAUCUAGGUUGUUCAACAAGUAUAACAUGAAUGAUAUUCUAGACCAAAGCAACAUUACUCAUGGGAACAAUUACACUUAUCAAAAAAUUUCGGACGCUGUUUCCAAGGUCACUCAAGGAAAAAAACCUGCUGUCAAAUGUUUCCGGGAUCAUAUAAGCAGACGUCGAAACAAUUUGGUACUAGAUAAAAUAACACUAUUUUUCGAUAAAUCAUUGAAUUUGUUCCAAUUUCAUGACGACCCUCUUGAUAAAUAUCCAACACUUCGGGAAGACAAUAAUGAUUACUACCUUCUAUCUCAAAAAGCCUACCCAGCUGAGUGUCUUCAACAUUGUAGCAAUUCAACAAAAUAUCAAAAGCCCAAGUGCUCGUGGAUCAUAAGAGAAUUUACUUUUAUUUUAAAGAAUAACAUAGACUUCUCAUGCGGUGGAAACGACCCUCAUAACUAUGACGCAAAAUACAAUUUCACUUCCCUGUCGUCUAUCAAGAAUGAAAUAGUAGACAAAUGGGAAAAUAAAGAUGAUUAUAAUAGUGAAUAUAAAGAGAUCUUAAUGAGAGACUUAAUUAGAGACUAUUAGGAGAAACAAGGAAUGUGUUCGGCUUAUUUUAAGAAACUCAGCAACGAAUUUAAGUUUUUCAAGAAAUCACUCGAAUUGUUUGAUAAAUACAACAUGGAUCAAAUUCUACGGCAAUCUAAUAUCACUCCCGGGAAGAAUUACACUUAUCAAGAAAUAUACGACGCCGGUUAGGGCAGCAUGAUGGCCGAGCGGGUUAAGUCAUUAUCCCGUUAGUUCGCUCGCUCAUCAUGCCGUGAGGCGAGGGUUCGAGCCCCGACGGUUGUUCGAAUAAUUCCAACACCAACCGUCGGGGGUCGCUCCGGUAACCGAACCGUACUGGCAUGGGUUUUCUCUGUGGUUUCCCCAUCGCCACUAUUCCAACAACCGAUAGAAAGGGGUGAGGAAUAGGGUAAAUACAGUACAGAAAGCACAAGUCGGUCCACAGCCGCAGUGAUAAUAAUAAAGAGUUGAGUAUAUAAAUGUGCGAAAAAUAAGGUUGAUUAUGAUGUAGUGAAAAUACAGGAGUGAAAAGAGGACGUGCUGGGGUCCAAAAAAGCGUUGAAUAAACAAGGACAGUAAUAAUAAAAAAUAAAAACACAAGACGGUGGCGCACUCGCGGAAUGCGACAGCUACCAUCUACCCAGCCUUGUAAAAACCAAGAACGGUAUACAAGUAAAAAUCGAAAUAA